AAUCUCAAAUUGUUAUGUUUAAUGGUCAUAUCAUUCUCGUGAAUCCUGAACGUUUUGUAGUUCUUCUUGGUUAGCUUUUGUAUCUUUAUUACCGUACCUCGUAAGUUCAGUAAGUUUAUUGAUACAAAAUCAAUUAUACUACAUCAUCAUGUACGACGAUUACAACCAGUAUGAUACAUAUGACGAUUAUGGACCACUGGAUGUUCAUAGCGAGCAAUAUGACAGAUUGAGCUAUCGCCAGGUACCAGAAGUUGUACGAAAUUUUCUGGUAUACUUGCGAAAUUGUAUAAAUGAAGGAAUGAUUUUUGAGACACAAAAUCUUUAUGAAACAACAUUUCCAAAAAUCUCAGAACAGUUGUUUGAUAAGUCUUCUUGGCCAGAUGCUCAAGCGAUUGCACAUAUAGUUGAUAAUGAUCCAGUAUUUCUUACUCUUUAUAAAGAACUUUAUUAUCGUCAUAUUUAUGCUCGAAUGGAAGGACCAACAGUAGAACAACGUCUUGGUUCUUUUUUUAAUUACUGUGACCUUUUCAAUUAUAUAUUACACCCAGAAACACCUGUUCAAUUGGAAUUACCAGAUCAGUGGCUAUGGGAAUUGAUCGAUGAAUUUGUUUAUCAGUUUCAAUCUUUCACACAAUAUCGUGCUAAUUUAUCAAAUAAAACGCCUGAAGAAGUUGAACACUUGAACACACAUAAUAAAGUAUGGGAUGUACUCUGUGUUUUAAACGUCUUGCAUUAUUUAGUUGAUAAAUCAAAAAUUAAAAGUCAAUUAGAGGUAUAUGCAAGUGGAGGAGAUCCAGAUUCUGUGGCUGGAGUAUUUGGAAGACAUUCCUUAUAUAAAAUGCUUGGAUACUUUUCUCUUGUAGGUCUUUUACGGUUGCAUUCUCUUUUAGGAGAUUAUUAUCAAGCUAUUAAAGUUCUAGAAAAUGUGGAGCUUUAUAAAAAAAGUGCAUAUUCCCAUGUACCUGGUUGUCAAAUAUCAACGGCCUAUUAUGUUGGUUUUGCAUAUAUGAUGAUGCGUAGAUACGCAGAUGCAAUCAGAACAUUUUCUGGAAUUCUGUUAUACAUUCAAAGAACAAAACAAUUAUUUGCCACACGAAGUUAUCAGUAUUAUCAAAUAAAUAAACAAACAGAGCAAAUGUACCAUUUAUUAGCAAUCUGCCUUGUUCUUCAUCCUCAAUGCAUUGACGAAGGAUUACAACAAGUAUUACGAGAUAAAAAUUACCAUGAGAAAAUGUACAAGAUGCAAUAUGGAGACCUAGUAGAAUUUGAAUCAUGCUUUCUGUUUGCAUGCCCAAAAUUUUUGUCUCUUACUCCACCGAAUCCCGACAAUCCAAAUGAAGAUUAUGCUCGAGAAGCUAUCAAACAUCAAACUCAAGUUUUCAUGGAUGAAGUUAUCCAACAAAAAAUGCUACCGACGAUUCGUUCAUACUUGAAGCUAUAUACUACUUUACCAUUAAGUAAAUUAGCAACAUUCAUGUGCAGCAAUACUAGACCUGAUGAAAGUUGGGAUUUAGAUAAGGAAGUCAGUGCAUUGACCAUUCAUUUGUUAUGUUUCAAACAUAAGAUGAAGAACAUUGUCUGGACGAAAGGGGCAUCAGGAUUACAUGGAAAAUUCCAGUCUGGUUCAGAGUUGGACUUUUAUAUUGAUCAUGAUAUGAUUCAUAUCGCAGAUACAAAAGUAGCACAUCGUUAUGGUGACUUUUUCAUUCGUAAAAUUCUGAAAUUCGAAGAAUUGAAUCGCAAAUUACAUCAUAUAAAGAUUUAAUUAUUGUAUUAAAACAAUAUCUACAGAAGAAAAAUAAAAUAAAUUUAUAACAAAUA
Messenger RNA from Nomia melanderi (Alkali bee), 1821 nucleotides. RefSeq names its product eukaryotic translation initiation factor 3 subunit L (gene eIF3l). Gene Ontology annotation, biological process: translational initiation. Gene Ontology annotation, molecular function: protein binding; translation initiation factor activity. The record is from RefSeq and is a predicted model, not a curated record. Gene Ontology annotation, cellular component: eukaryotic translation initiation factor 3 complex; cytoplasm. Lineage: Eukaryota; Metazoa; Arthropoda; Insecta; Hymenoptera; Halictidae.